AUGAGCCUCACACCGGUCCUGAGCGUCUUCCUGGUGCUGGCUGGUGUCCAGGCGACGCGUAUCCUGGAGAGCCAUGGUGGGGCCCUGCAAGAUGUGGAGAUGAUCGGGGCUGGAGGCAACUAUGUGAAGGAGCACCACGCUAGUGACGCUCGUGUAAGAGAUGCCGUCGACGAGAUCCGUAGCAACGCCGUGCAUCUCAUGAAAGAGAUUGAUGAUGCUGCGAAGAGCGGUAGCAAGUGGGAGUUUUGCUACGAAGGAGGGAUCUGCGUUGGCGAUAAGCCUAAAUGCUGCCUCCUAAUCACCAGCCACACAAAUAAAUUCGUCCAUCGCUGCGUUUAUGAGUCCGUCUAUUGUUAG
Symbiodinium sp. CCMP2592 is the source of this 357-nucleotide messenger RNA. The record is from the annotation of a GenBank genome assembly. NCBI's taxonomy places the organism in Eukaryota, Dinophyceae, Suessiales, Symbiodiniaceae.